Molecule: messenger RNA, 957 nt
Organism: Puma concolor (puma)
Lineage: Eukaryota; Metazoa; Chordata; Mammalia; Carnivora; Felidae
Product: olfactory receptor 226-like
Biological process (GO): G protein-coupled receptor signaling pathway
Cellular component (GO): membrane
Molecular function (GO): olfactory receptor activity; G protein-coupled receptor activity
Source: RefSeq, a predicted model, not a curated record
AUGCCCUUCGGGGACAAUCGCUCGGAGGUGACAGAGUUCAUCCUGGUGGGCUUCUCGGGCUCGCUGGGCCUCCACGUGUGCCUGGUGGUGCUGUUCACGCUGGCCUACAUGCUGACCGUCACAGAGAACGUGGUCGUCGUCGCCGUGAUCCGGGUCAGCCCCCAGCUGCACAAGCCCAUGUAUGUCUUCCUCAGCAACCUGUCCUUCCUGGAGGUGUGGUACGUCUCCGUCACCGUGCCCAAGAUGCUGCUCAGCCUGGCGGAGCCCCAGUUCCGACACAUCUCCUUCACGGGCUGCAUGACGCAGCUGUAUUUCUUCCUGGCGCUGGCCUGCACCGAGUGCACGCUCCUGGGCGUCAUGGCCUAUGACCGCUACGUGGCCAUCUGCAGCCCCCUGCGCUACCCGGCCAUCAUGAGCCCCAGCCUCUGCAGCUUCCUGGCCGCCAGCUCCUGGCUCUCGGGCUUCACCGUCUCCCUGGGAAAGGUCUUCUUCAUCUCGCGCCUGGGCUACUGUGGCCCCAACGUCAUGAACCACUUCUUCUGUGACGUGUCCCCCCUGCUGAGCCUCGCGUGCUCCGACGUGUCCGUGGCGGAGCUGGUCGACUUCCUCCUGGCUCUGCUCAUCCUGCUGGGGCCGCUGCAGCUCACCAUCUUCUCGUAUGCCGCCAUCCUCGGCACCGUGCUGCGCAUCCCGUCCGCCGCCGGCCGGCGCAAGGCCUUCUCCACCUGUGCCUCGCACCUGGCCGUGGUGGUCAUCUUCUACUCCGCCUCCCUCUUCAUCUACGCCCGGCCACGCGCCAUCUACUCCUUUGACUUCAACAAGGUGGUGUCCGUGGUCUACACGGUGCUCACGCCCCUGCUCAACCCCAUCAUCUACUGCCUGCGGAACCAGGAGGUCAAGGAGGCCCUACGCAAGGCAGUGCAGAGGGUGGCCCAGGCCCUGGGUGCCCCGUCCUAG